Puntigrus tetrazona (Sumatra barb) is the source of this 2508-nucleotide messenger RNA. RefSeq names its product toll-like receptor adaptor molecule 1 (gene ticam1). Bases 350 to 1969 code for a protein of 539 amino acids. Lineage: Eukaryota; Metazoa; Chordata; Actinopteri; Cypriniformes; Cyprinidae. The record is from RefSeq and is a predicted model, not a curated record. Gene Ontology annotation, biological process: positive regulation of canonical NF-kappaB signal transduction; lipopolysaccharide-mediated signaling pathway; positive regulation of natural killer cell activation. The transcript has 2 exons. Gene Ontology annotation, molecular function: protein kinase binding.
CCCAAAAGUCCCAAAGAAGUGUUGACUUUGUUCCGCAUUACAAGAGAAAGCGAGAAGACAGACGUUCGGACUCGAAAACAUCCAUGCGUUUUAGAUGUAAAACGACCGGUACCAUAAGCCUCUUUAUGUUUCAUAAUCAGUCCGGGUUUUUUUUUACAUGUUCGCAGUUUCCUCAGUUAAAGUCUGUUGAAUUUCUGUUUUCCAGUUCCUGCUUCUGAAUGAAUGCAGAACUGUUACAAAGCAUUCAGGAGCUCACGUUCGUCUGAACGCCUUCGGAUCGAAUGGAAUGGCUUGAACAUGUCGUGUGAGAGCGCACGUUCGCGUAUGAUCGUCCGCAUUUGCGUUAACGAUGGCAGCAGAGCUCGUGGAUCAAGGAUUCGCGAAUCUCGCCAAGGCGUUCGAGGUCAUUUCCCAGGCCGGCCAGGAUCGCUGGGUCAGCCUGACAUUCAAAAGGGCCGACACGCGGGCCGAGGAGAUGGUGAAUGUCAUGUGCUUGAUUCUCCUCAAGAAGAUCGGAGAGGCGCAUGCUAAGCUAGCGGCUAACGUCGACAGCAGCAUCGGAAAAUACUUAGCCGAAUUGGUCAAAACGCACGGAGAACGCGUGAGCAGCAGCCACAUUGGCGCUUUUAAGUCAACAGACGCCGAUACGUUGUUGGAUAUCGCGAGAAUUUUCGCCGUUCUGGUGCAGGAGAGGUUGUGCGACAAGUUGCUACGAGACCGGGCGUACCGCGAAGCUCUUGCGUCAAGCAGAAAGGCUGGUUUGCUAUCUUUAGACGUCGAGGAGGAAGUAAAGCAGGUCUGCGGGCCUGACGUUAUCGACGAAUCCAACACCGAACUCCCUACCGAAACGCUCAAUUUAUCCUCGCUUCGUCAAAACAGCGGACCCGCGCCAAGUUCGCAUUACAGUAUCGAAAUAAGCUUGCCAACUGCUCCAGAAUCCAGUAUGGAAGAAUCGAAGCCGACGAGUCUACGAACGCCAACAGAUGGUGAAGCCACAAACGAUCAAGUCCAGCUACGGCAUAUUUGCGCAAAGGACCGGCGACCGACAGCGGAAGCCAAUGAUGCGACGAAGUCGAAGCGAGACGAAUCUAGCUCCCAACUCGUAACAUCCAAAAACACGGAUCUCAGAUUUUCAUCCAUCCCGAACGACGACGAGAAGCUUCGAGCUCGACGGCUAAGUGAUAACGAUCGCAAACUGCCAACGCAACCAAUCGGCGACGCAGAAGAAGUGUUUUACGACUUCGUGAUCCUGCACGAAGCCGAAGACGCCGACGAGGCCCAAAGGCUCAGGGACAAACUCGAACGUAUGACUUCUGGAGUGGGUGCAACGUUUUCCGACGACUUCGCGCAACCAGGAAUGUCGACGUUGCGAUGCAUAGAGGACGCCAUCGAGGACUCCGCGUUCGUGCUGCUGCUGCUCACCCGGAACUUCGGCUCCAGCCUCAGCGCGACUAGCGCAGAUUCGGCGAUCGUGAAUUCGUUGGAAAACCACCACAAAAUGAACUCGGUGAUUCCGCUGCUGCCUCGCAAUAACUGUUUGCCGCGCCAACGUUUUCCGCUGGUGCUUCAGACGAAGGUCCCUCUCGAUGAGAGCAGCAGAAUGUUCGAACGCAGCGCCCGAAAGGCCAUCUCAUCGGAGAAAGUCGCGACUCAGAAGAAGAUCUGGACGAGGAAACGGCUUCGUGCUAAAAUAGUAGAGGAGCAGAAGAGACUACAAGAGGAGAACGCUGCGAACGUGGAGCUGCAACGAGAGAAGGAAAAAUUAGCGCGACUGAGGCUGGAAAGCGAAGUGCAGCAAAAUUACGCAUUUUAUCCGCCAUCUGCCCCUCCGUCGCAUGGAGCGAUGCAGCAGCAGCAGCAGCAGCCGCAGUGCAUCCACAUCGAGAACGCACAAAAUAUCAUGAUCGGAAAUCACUCGACGAUGAAUAUCGACCAUGCCAAAAAUUUGGCAGAUCAGUUUGAUUCAUAAACCUGGUGUGUGUUUUCACAAAAACAGGUGUUGUGAGAAAUCACGCGUGCCUCUGGGAACUGUUGUUUCAGCCAAUCAGAACACUGUCAAUCUUUUGUUGAAUUGUCAGGUUCGCUAACAUCCGGUUGGUUGAUGUGCUUUUGGGGGCGGGGUUGGAAGAAGGCCUGAUAAAUUUUAUAUUGUUGUAUCAAUUAUGGUGGUUUAUAGUUCUCUAUUUUAUAUAUAUAUAUAUAUAUAUAUACACAUUUAUUAUUACAUUUUGCUUAAAAAGUCCAUCAACAAAACCCAUAAGAAAACCAUCAAAGAAAAAAAAAAGAAAGCAAAAUGUCUAAUAUGUUACCGUAAGGAAAAAGGUAAAAAUAUAAUAAAAUAUAAUAUAUAAUAUAAAUAUAUAAUAAAAUUAUAUUUGCCAAUUGACAGCAAGGUAGGUGUUUGCACUUUUUUUGUGUUGUAUUAAUGACAAAACAAUUCUAAAUUAUUCUGUAUUACUGUGCUUGAAGGGAAAUAUUUUAAUUUUUAAUAAAAAUAAUUCUGUAAAA